GAAAGGAAAACUCCUCGGUUUUCUAAAAAUUAAACUCCUUGGAUUAAGUGCUGGAUUAGACCCCACUAAUAAACAAAUAUAAACCUAAUCAUCCAUCAAUCUUCACUCACUCAAUCGCUGACAAAUAUGUGAAAUUGAUCUGAUCAUCUCUGUUCACAUGCUAGAGUUCUGGCCUUUCACUUGUCAAGCAAGGUCCAAGAAGAGCAUCAGCAAAGUAAAACUUUGAGAAACUAGCUAGGGGAAAAAUUAUUAAGAUGCUUGAGACCGUGAAAUACCUCAUUGGCACCGUCGGGGAGAGCGGCUACGGCUCCAAGUCCACUGCCGACCAAGUUACUGAGAGCUGCCCCGAUCUGCGCUCCAUCACGGCCAUCGUCACAGGCUCUACGUCUGGGAUCGGAGCCGAGACGGCUCGUGUUCUGGCCAAGCGAGGGGCGAGGCUGGUCCUCCCAGCGCGGAACCUCGAGGCUGCCGAGGACGUCAAGGCCCGUAUCGUGUCGGAAUGUCCCGAGUCCGAGAUCGUUGUCAUGUCUCUCGAUCUUAGCUCUCUUGGUUCUGUCCGAAACUUUGUCUCCGAGUUUGAGUCCCUCGAUUUGCCUCUCAAUCUCCUCGUAAACAACGCAGGCAAGUUUGCUCACGAGCACGCAAUUUCUGAAGACGGAAUUGAAAUUACAUUCGCCACAAAUUAUUUAGGUCAUUUUCUGUUGACAAAGCUGUUGCUGAACAGGAUGAUAGAGACGGCGAAGAAGACCGGCGUUCAAGGCCGGAUAGUGAACGUGUCCUCGGGCAUUCACGGCUGGUUUUCCGGUGACACGAUCGGAUAUCUUGGCCUGAUAACCGGAAACAAAAGCCGUUACGACGCGACACGUGCUUAUGCGCUUUCGAAGCUCGCCAACGUUUUGCACACCAAGGAACUUGCUCGGAGACUGGAGAAAAUGGAGGCCAACGUGACAGUGAAUUGUGUUCAUCCUGGAAUAGCGAGAACCAGACUUACUAGAGAACUUGAAGGCAGCCUUUUCACAGAUUUGAGUUUCUUCUUGGCUUCAAAGCUCCUGAAGACAAUUCCUCAGGCUGCUGCUACCGCUUGUUACGUUGGGACUCAUCCGAGGCUGCUAAACGUGUCGGGGAAGUACUUUGUGGACUGCAACGAAGCUUCCACGUCGGAACUGGGAUCCAACUCAGCCGAAGCUGAACGGCUAUGGUCUGCUUCUGAAAUCAUGGUUUCUAAAGACCCAAAAGCAGUGUUUGAUCAACGCCUUAGUUUAAAAUAAGAUAAAAGUAGAGACGAUGCAUGAUCAUUAAGAAAAGGAGAUCAGAAGAUCACGAAGAAGAAGAUGAUGAUGAUGAAGAAGAUACACACUAAAUCUGCCAUAUAUAUAUAUACACACACAUGUUGUAUACAGCUAUGAGUUGCGAAGAUAAUUAAAUACGAUGCUUUGUGCGCUAAAGAUAUAUAUAUAUAUAUAUAUAUAGACGUAUAUAUAUACAUGAUGAUAAGUCUUAUAAGCUUGUUUAGGUUUUUAAAAUGGGUCUGGGCAAGUAGAUUAAUUAGAUUGCUAUGAUGAUAUGAUGAUCAUGGGAUUGCAGCUAUGUUUACUCCAUUGGUGGUUUCGUUUGGGAAGGAAAGUGCUUGGUAUUUAUAAGUUGGUAACGCCCAUAGUUUGUAUCAAUAAUAAAUAGAUAUAUAGGACAUGACAUCGACAUAUAUGGUUUGUUUCUCUGAA
This is a messenger RNA of Carya illinoinensis, 1721 nucleotides long. Its product is annotated as short-chain dehydrogenase TIC 32 B, chloroplastic-like. The record is from RefSeq and is a predicted model, not a curated record. The coding region runs from base 255 to 1268 and encodes 337 amino acids. Lineage: Eukaryota; Viridiplantae; Streptophyta; Magnoliopsida; Fagales; Juglandaceae. The transcript is spliced from 9 exons.